AGAGAGAGAGAGAGAGAGAGAGAGAGAGAGAGAAGAGUUCGACAAGUUCAUAGGCGACCAGGGGCGACCACCGGCGAUCAGAGGCGACCAGGGGCCACACCGGCGACCACCACCACUGGCUCCAGUCCCUUCGCGAAAAUCGACCAACCACCGGGAAGGGAAUGGGUUUUUGGACGUUACUAGAAGGUUGUCUGCUUCUUGCUAACGCAUUUGCAAUAUUAAAUGAGGAGCGCUUCCUUGUGCCAAGAGGGUGGAGCUUCCAAGAAUUUUCUGGGGUGAGAAGAAAUUCGAUGAAGGGGCAGCUGAUAGGUCUUAUUUAUGCGGUCCAGUACAUGAGAAUUCCUCUUAUGGCUGCCAACAUCGUUGUCAUUGCUUUGAAGAUAGUUACUGGGUGAUUUUCCAUGGUGUGUCAUAGCCGACGACAACAAAGUUAUUUUCCUUUUGGGAAGGCGUUUAUUGAAUUUAGUCUAGAUCUCGUUGUCUCUACUUGUGAUGUCACGAAAAGCACAAAUCUUUAUCAUUUCAAGUUCAUGUGGAAGGUAAUUGGUUAUGAAGCUAUAAUGUUUUGAUUGUGGAAUAGAUUGAGUUUGUGGUGGUGAUAUUUCAUGUUUUCAUAAUGUUGGUUUUCCAAAAA
Messenger RNA from Rhododendron vialii, 634 nucleotides. RefSeq lists its product as uncharacterized. Bases 162 to 395 code for a protein of 77 amino acids. Lineage: Eukaryota; Viridiplantae; Streptophyta; Magnoliopsida; Ericales; Ericaceae. Gene Ontology annotation, biological process: endoplasmic reticulum to Golgi vesicle-mediated transport. The record is from RefSeq and is a predicted model, not a curated record. The transcript is spliced from 2 exons. Gene Ontology annotation, cellular component: endoplasmic reticulum membrane; Golgi membrane; COPII-coated ER to Golgi transport vesicle.